AUGCUGGUACGCUCAGCAUGGACCUGGAUUGUCCUCAUUGCAUCGUGGGCUAGCAUUGUCGCCAGCAAGAGCCCUUCGGUUUGCUACGAGAUGAUAGCCGCCUACCACGUUUACAAUAUCGCCUGGCAGUACAAGGGUGCAGACCAACGGUACAUCUAUCCUCACCUCGAUCCUAACCCCACGGAUGACGAGGAUGAAAGGAAGAAAAAACUAUAUAAUGCGUCUUACAGGAGCAAGGGACAUCGAGGAAGCCUAGCCAACGGCAAGAUGACCUGGGAAGAAUUCUGUGUGGCUUGGAUCAAGGACAACAAGAUAACCCCCGACAAGAUUCCGCGACUGGAUCUGAACAACAUCGAGGCAACGGCCGGUGCGCUUAAAAAGGUGAAGGAGCCGAGCAUGGUGCCGGUCCACCUCGCAUCAGGCAUACCGAGGAUCGAGCCGGAGAAAGGCAAGAAGGACACGAACUUGAAAUAUCCUGAAUUGCUCGAGCAAUGGUCGGAUAUGAUUGUGGAAGCCCGAGAGCGUGUCCCUCUAGAAACCAUCGAGAAAGAUUUGAAAGCCAUAACCCUCGCGAGCGAGAAGGCCAGGAUUUUCCGACUAAUCGAGUUUCGCCAGAAAAAAUAUCUCGGUGACGACCUGAAAAGGGUCUUCCCCGGUAUGAGCGUCUUCGGCACGACUGUCCAUGUUCCCGAGUUCUCCCUAAAUUUCGCGGUUGUUGAUGUACCGCUCACUCUCAACGCCCGGAUCAACAGGCGUAACAUGCCAGACAUCUUGGAAAAAGCCCUUGGGUGGCACCAACUGCCUUUUGAUCCUAUCGACUGGCGGGAGAGGUUCAUGUUACUGGCAGAUGAGUAUGGGCGGGAGCCAGUCGAACGGAAUGCAAAAACGCUCAAGCAGAUGAGUGCCGAAGAAAGAAAGGCACGAUAUUUGGCAAUAAGCCAUCGCACGAUCUUGGAGGUUAUAAAGUCCCUCGGUGAGACGGCACGGGAUACUCCUGGGUGCCGUGGGAAGGUUGGCAGUAUGUGGUAA
Sordaria macrospora k-hell is the source of this 1029-nucleotide messenger RNA. RefSeq lists its product as uncharacterized. Lineage: Eukaryota; Fungi; Ascomycota; Sordariomycetes; Sordariales; Sordariaceae. The record is from RefSeq and is a predicted model, not a curated record.